Molecule: messenger RNA, 1708 nt
Organism: Nezara viridula (southern green stink bug)
Lineage: Eukaryota; Metazoa; Arthropoda; Insecta; Hemiptera; Pentatomidae
Source: the annotation of a GenBank genome assembly
UUAGAUAUAGUUGUUUAAAACCAAAAUAUAAGUAAUAUUUUUCGUAUCCAUGGCGAAAAACAUAUGAACGUUAUUGAAAAAGUCAUUAUUUACACUCAUAAAAAGUACCAAUAAUGUUGGAAUUGGAAAACCAAAUUUAAAGUUUCAAAAUUUUAAGUUUUAUUCAAAAUCGAAAGUCAUAAAAUGUUUUUAUUGUAUUUUAUUAUUCUUUUGUUUUUAUGUACCGAGGCUAAAGGUGAAAACUAUGAAUAUAUAUUCCGUGAUAGCUCCUUGUUGCAUGAAGUUCAAAUGAGAAAGGUUUUUGAUGAUCCUGAGGAAUUCUUACGCCUAAAAUUGUUGAAGCCUCAAAGAGAAAUUCUAUUUGAAUACCGGGAAUUAAGAAUCUCCAGUGUCCCAACACAUAAAAGGAAGAGUAUACUUAAAAAAUUCAUAAAGAAGAACUUCGAAAACAUCAGUGGAUUAGAACAUUGGAUACCACCUGAUUUCAAGAAGUCUCCGAAAAUAUUGGGUAACAUCCAAGAUAGUGAAUUUUUCCAAACACUGAAGAAAUUCAAUCGAGCCUGGAUGAAAAAUGGCAGAAAGUUGACGAAGGAUGUAAUGGAGCAUCCUGAACACUAUUCCUUUAUACUCGUUCCUAAACCAUUCUUCGUCUCUUCAGAAAAGAAACAUGAGAUGGGCUACUGGGAAAGUUUUUGGAUCUUCCAGGGGCUCAUGGCUUGCGAUAUGGUGGAAUCAGCGAGGAACCAGAUGGAGAACAUUUUCAGUAUAAUCGAUAAGCUCGGCUACUGCCCACCAUACAACAGGGUGUACUACAAGGGCAGGACCUCCCCUCCCAUGCUCCCAUUCAUGAUGUCCUCCUAUUUGGAAAGGACCAACGACACAGAUUUCUUAGCAAAGCACAUUGGUCGCAUGGAUUCUGAUCUGACUUCAUGGAUAAGACAACGGCUCACAUUAUUACAGACGCCAUUCCAUUACUUCUUCAUCGUAGUUGAAGAAUGGUUGACCUCAGUCCGCCCAGAACACUACCUAGAAGACAUCGAACGACUGAUGAACUAUAAGCCUAGGAGUACGCCAGGCCCGAGGGAGAUGUUAUGGGAUGUGGACAGCAGCGUAGUGAUGACCUCUGUGUUCUUCACAGCAGUAACGGAGGCCUCGGCUAGGCUAAUGGUGCCCUGGCUCAGAGAGUACGGCUACAAGGCCAAGGCUCGAUACUUCCAGAACAUCUCGAGGGAGAUGAACUACACCUUGCAGAACCUCUUACAGAUCAGCAACUGUUGGAGAGAUCUUCAUAUAGAUGAAGGCUUUUUACCAGAAACAAGCUUCAGCCUUACACCGAUGUGGCUAGGCGUAGCUACGCUUCCCUGUGCCUCUGCCCAGCAGAUCCCGAUAUCUACAGGUCCGGAAGCUAUCUACAGUUCAAGAACGCAAGCACUGAACUGGAUAUCGGACAUAUGCAAGGUCCACGUUGAGAACCUCGUCGAUAUCGCAUCCGCAUUUCACAUCGCCAAGACGAUACCGGACCUCUUCCUUGAACAUAGGUCGAAAGUGGAGUCUGCAAAAGUGAAACCACCGUCAAUGAGCAUGCUGGUGUUUGCGGUAAUAUUCUUCAGGUAUCUGCUAUCCCUGCCUCUUGGUACCAUACUAAAGGAAUAUUUCAAUAGCCAAACAGGAGAAAAUGAAAACGAUCGACAAUAAAGCAUUUAUGAAA